CCGAUGAAGACCAUAUUUAGGAGAGCAUUCCGCCACCACAGACGUUUCUUUUCCGCCAAAGAGGCCGCGUAGACGAUAUCCUGAGAGUUCGACAUGCUAAAGCCGUUGAUUCGUUCGGUGUGACCAGAGGUCCGGCCAACCAGUGGCUCGUCCAGUGAAGACUCAUCGUGUGCGCCGGCCAUUCACUGAGAGUACGGCCCCAUAUAUAGGAGAGUGACAAAGUGAUCGAGCGUGAUCGUGACAAACCAGGUGCCGCGUAUAUACAUCAUCAAUUUCGCACGCCCUACCGCGCGUUGCCCGCUUACUUUUACAUGCGUUAUCCACCUGGUUAAUCCUCUCUCCUGUUAUCCAUUUCAUGCGAUGCCUGCCCGUCCUGGUACCCGCCAUCCCUCUCCUCCCUCGUCUUCGCGCUCUGCGGAGGAGUCGCCGAAACCGGCAUUCAACUCGCGUAUUAUCACCUCUGUCCGCCGAACUCUCUCUACCGCGACGAAGCGCCGAGAUUCAUCAGAAAUAGUGCAUCCGAGUCCGGAGGAGAGGAAUCCGUUCGUGCAGAGAUUCAGAUAUGACACUCCGGCGACACGUCCUACAGUGGAGCAGAUCGCUAUGGGACUGCAUCUGUCGCGUACUCCUCAUCUUCAUGCGUCGACCAGAUACCCCGCCCUGGCAUCUCACCCUCAGCCGACUCUCAAACCAGUGCCUUUGCCUCCCCCGGAUCGCUCUUCCAUGAAAAAGAGCAACAGCGGAGGGGUCCAACGGCUGACCAGUUCCGUCUCCUCCGCGACGGACGUGACGUCGACUGCUCCCUCCACCCCACACUCCUCCAAAUCGUCUCUCCGACUGCGCAUGGACAAGAUGUUCCCAUUCCGGGGCCCGGCUGUCCUCCCAUCCUCCUCAUCCUCCUCACCGCGCACAAGCACCUCGGAGCUGCAGCCUCGGCAGAAGAGUGUCCGCUUCUCCGCGCCCCCCGUAGAAGAGGAGGAUUGAGUGUAUCCUAUCGCGUUUGUGAAUCACAUUCCCUGGUUGGACCUCUCUACACUGCGCUUUCGCACACAUAGACUACUAGCAACCUAUGUACCUGCCCCAAUGUAUUAUCAUAUCACCCAAUGUUUUUUUUAUUGCCAGAUCUGU
This is a messenger RNA of Mycena citricolor, 1128 nucleotides long. The record is from the annotation of a GenBank genome assembly. NCBI's taxonomy places the organism in Eukaryota, Fungi, Basidiomycota, Agaricomycetes, Agaricales, Mycenaceae.